Messenger RNA from Zingiber officinale, 1854 nucleotides. RefSeq names its product beta-eudesmol synthase-like. The coding region runs from base 1 to 1653 and encodes 550 amino acids. Gene Ontology annotation, biological process: diterpenoid biosynthetic process. The transcript has 7 exons. Gene Ontology annotation, molecular function: terpene synthase activity; magnesium ion binding. Lineage: Eukaryota; Viridiplantae; Streptophyta; Magnoliopsida; Zingiberales; Zingiberaceae. The record is from RefSeq and is a predicted model, not a curated record.
AUGGAGAAGCAAUCGCUAAAUUUUGUUGGUGAUGAUGAAGUGAUAGUUCGUAAGUCUACACAAUAUCAUCCAAGUGUUUGGGGUGAUUUUUUCAUCCGAAGCUCUUUUCAUUCACAAACACAGGAGUCCUUUCAAAGGAUGAUAAAUAAAGUGGAAGAAUUAAAGAUGAAAGUAAAGACAAUGUUAAAGGACACUAGUGAUAUACUGCAACUUAUGAACUUGAUUGAUUCAAUUCAACUUCUUAGACUGGACUAUCAUUUUGAGGAUGAAAUAGAUGGCGCAUUGAGAUUGAUCUUUGAGGUUGAUGAUAACAACUAUGGGCUCUAUGAAACUUCUCUUAGAUUUCGAUUGCUUAGGCAGCAUGGCUAUAAUGUUUCCGCAGAUACUUUUAACAAGUUCAAAGAUAACAAUGGAAGCUUUUUAUCUACCUUGAAUGGAGAUGCAAAGGGACUACUAAGCUUAUAUAAUGCGUCUUAUCUUGCAACACAUGGAGAGACUGUACUUGAUGAAGCCAAUUAUUUUUCCAAGUCUCAACUAUUAUCUUUAUUUUGUGAACUUGAACAACCUUUAAAGACACAAGUAUCUCUUUUCCUUGAGGUACCACUAUGUCGAAGAAUUACAAGCCUCUUGGCGAGAAUAUAUAUGCCUAUUUAUCAAAAGGAUGAAACGCGAGAUGAAGUCAUAUUAGAACUUGCAAAGUUGGAUUUCAAUAUACUGCAAUCUCUUUAUCAAGAGGAACUGAAGAAAGUUUCAAUAUGGUGGAAUGAUUUAGCGCUUGCCAAAUCAUUAAAGUUUGCUCGUGAUCGAAUUGUGGAAGGUUAUUAUUGGGUUCUUGCUUUAUAUUACGAGCCUCAAUAUUCUCGUGCUCGAGUUAUGUGCACCAAAUCAUUUUGUCUUCUAUCAGUUAUGGAUGAUAUCUAUGAUAACUAUAGCACAUUGGAAGAGCGCAAACUAUUGACGGAAGCGAUCAAGAGGUGGAAUAUCCAAGCUGUUGAUUCUUUACCAGAAUACAUAAAGGAUUUUUAUCUCAAGCUAUUAAAGACUUUGGAAGAAUUUGAAGCAGAGUUGGAACUUAAUGAAAAGUAUCGUGUGCAAUACCUUAAAAAUGAUUUUAAAGCGGUAGCCAUAGCAUAUUUUGAAGAAUCUAAGUGGGGCGUGGAUCGAUAUGUGCCAUCACUUGAUGAACACUUGCGUGUUUCAUUGAUCUCCUCAGCCUGUUCUUUAGUCAUUUGUUCCAUGUAUUUGGGCAUGGGAGAGGUGGUAACAAAAGAGGUAUUUGAGUGGUAUUCUAGUUUUCCCAAGCUUGUAGAAGCUUGCUCUGUAAUUGGUAGACUCCUCAAUGAUAUAAGAUCAGAUGAGAGGGAGCAAGAGAGAGACCAUGUUGCCUCUACAGUGGAAUGUUAUAUGAAAGAUCAUGGCACAGAUGUAAAAGUUGCAUGCAAGAAGCUACGAGAGAUAGUGGAGAAAGCAUGGAAGGAUCUAAAUAAGGAACGUCUCAAUCCAACACCAGUAGCUCGACCUAUAAUUGAAAGAAUACUCAACUUUUCCAUAUCAACGGAAGACAUAUAUAGGUACACCGAUGAGUACACCCAUUCUGAUAAUAAAAUGAAAGAUAAUAUCUCUUUGGUGCUGGUUGAACCAGUUGUUAUAUAAGAGUGUGGCAUCUUCAAUAAAUAAUAGUGGGAAGAGCAUGUUGAAAAUCAUUAGAGGCAACCAUUACAAUAUAAUGAGGAUGCUCAAUACCCUAUCAAUGUUUGAAUAAUGUAAACUCAUAUUUGGAUGUUUUUUGGAAAAGUUGUAAUUGAUAUGUAGUGAUAUCUUAUGCAACUUUCUUAAUAAAAUUUGUACUUUUGC